This is a messenger RNA of Aspergillus aculeatinus CBS 121060, 1816 nucleotides long. RefSeq names its product protein geranylgeranyltransferase type I subunit CDC43 (gene cdc43). Gene Ontology annotation, cellular component: CAAX-protein geranylgeranyltransferase complex. NCBI's taxonomy places the organism in Eukaryota, Fungi, Ascomycota, Eurotiomycetes, Eurotiales, Aspergillaceae. The transcript is spliced from 5 exons. Bases 138 to 1484 code for a protein of 448 amino acids. The record is from RefSeq and is a predicted model, not a curated record. Gene Ontology annotation, molecular function: CAAX-protein geranylgeranyltransferase activity. Gene Ontology annotation, biological process: protein geranylgeranylation.
GAAGAAAGCAGUUCGUUAUGGGGUCAGCCGUGCGUCUGCGAGAUCAUCGAGUCGAUGGAAAGAGACCUUUGAGUUGUCUUUGAAUACCGUCUGUUGUUCUACCUCUAUUCUUACCCUCGAGCUACUGCAGGUUCUGAAUGUCCACCUCCGAGGUUCCUUCGACCGAACUCCCCGCACCCGAACCCAGGAAGGUUCGUGGACCGACCAAGACUGACAACAUGAAUGAGAUCACUUUCAACAGGGAACGUCACAUCAAGUACUUCCUCCGAUGCCUCAAGACGUUUCUUCCAGAACCCUACACAUCCAAUGACUCCAAUCGCAUGCUUCUCGCCUUCUUCACUGUUGCCGGCCUCGACCUUUUAGGCGUACUCCAAGACAAGACCACCUCCGAAGAGCGACAAGGGUAUAUCGACUGGAUCUAUCACUGCCAGGUGCCUACAGGGGGCUUUCGAGGUUUCACUGGGACAGACUUUGGGGUGGAAUCUCGAUCUCCAGUGAAUGAAGCUUGGGAUCCAGCCAAUGUGCCGUCCACGUUCUUUGCGCUUGUCAUCUUGGUUAUCCUAGGCGAUGAUCUAUCACGAGUGAAGCGCAUAGAAUGUCUGCAAUGGCUCCCUCGGCUGCAGCGCGAGAACGGCAGUUUCGGCGAAGUGUUAGGGCCUGGAGGCAAGAUAGAGGGAGGUGGAGACUUGCGUUUCUGCUGCUGCGCGGCAGGGACGAGGUAUAUCCUAAGGGGACUUGGUGGCGCAGACAUACAGGGGCUGAGUGAUAUCGAUGUAUCCAAGAUGGCAGCCUUCGUUCAGGCUUGUCAGGCUUAUGACGGCGGCAUGGGAGAAGCGCCGUUUUGCGAAGCACACUCCGGCCAUACCUAUUGCGCGAUGGGCGCUUUGUCCUUUCUAAGUCGAAUGGAGAGGAAUCAUCCCCUGCCAGCAGUACUCUCACCUGGUGCGAUGGAGUUCGAGUCCUUGGUCCGUUGGUUGAUCUCCCGACAGACGGCCGAGCUUGGUGAAAUAGAGGAAGAGUCUGAUGAGGACGACGAAAAGUGUGAGACUGGUGAAGGUCAGAAACCAUUACCAGUAGCGGCAGGCCAGGUUGUCAGCCCUGAAACAGAGGUGGAUGAACUCCCUGCCCUUUUACCGCCAACAGAGGAGUCAUUGCGAUGGGCUGGCUUUAAUGGCCGAUGCAACAAGAACGCCGACACAUGUUAUUCUUUCUGGAAUCUGGCGACUCUGGUUAUGAUGGACCGGCUAGCGCUGGUCGACGCGGAUCGGAACCGCCAAUAUCUCUUGGACAAGACGCAGCACAUCAUUGGGGGAUUUGGGAAAGGCGUUGGGGAACCACCUGAUCUUCUACACUCCUACUUUGGCCUGGUGGCCCUUGCGUUUCAAGGCGAAGAAGGGCUGGACGAUGUUGAUCCAGCGCUGUGUAUCAGCCAACGGGCAGUGGACCACCUGCACUCUCUUCCCUGGUGGCAAGAGAAUAUUUGAACCAGUAGAUACUAGACUAACGGACAAGAUAACGGGGUGCUGAGGAACAGUGCCCCUGAUCGUCGGCCAGUUUCACUACCCACGAUUGGUAUAUAAAUCAACAGACGAGACACCGUGCCCUAGCUCCAGCACGUUCAUUAGUUGCUCCAGAUUUCGAUGUUCGCUGGCGGUCUUGACGACCGAGUAUGUGACUCGGAAGAUGCAACUGUCAUAAACUCAGUGCCGCAAAAGACAAUGAUGGUGUGACGUGAAAACCAUUGGCGACAAUGGUGUAUGUGGCGAAUUAGGUGGGAAGCAUUUAGCAGUUUCAAAUUGAUUUUGGUCAGGGCAGG